Gaeumannomyces tritici R3-111a-1 is the source of this 354-nucleotide messenger RNA. RefSeq lists its product as hypothetical. Lineage: Eukaryota; Fungi; Ascomycota; Sordariomycetes; Magnaporthales; Magnaporthaceae. The transcript has a single exon. The record is from RefSeq and is a predicted model, not a curated record. The coding region runs from base 1 to 354 and encodes 117 amino acids.
AUGGUCCUGCUCGGCACGCUACGCACCCAGUUCGACCUGCCCCCGGCCCAGCGUCAGGCCGUCGUGGCCUCGUUUGACGUUAGAGGCCACCUGAGCUUCCGCGUAAAGACGCAAAACGUCUACGGCGUCCAUAUCCGUGAUGCCAUGUCGUCCACCAUGCCGCUGGACCACCUGCGCGACAACAAGGUCGAUUUUAUUGUGCAUGCGUUUACCUAUGCCUUCCGGCUGGGGAUGGCCAAGUCCGACGACAAUCUGUUCGCUUUGAGGCACGCGGUCGCCCGAGCAAGCAAGGAUCAGGCCGCUGACGACAUGCGCGGUACCUGGCUGGUUACGCGCUUCGACGGGGUAGUAUGA